AUGCAAACUCGCUGUCUUCUCAAGGGCCCAAUAACAUAUUCAGUCGCAAAAGAGCGGGAGGAUAACAUACUACAUCAGCUGCAAUACCAUGAUGCUCGAGCCUCGUUCUUCUCUCACUUAAACGCAAACACUGACUGGAUCCGAAGAGUCGUCACCCACCACCUCCGCUUGGGGUCGCCUGAGAGAUGCCAUGUCUCAGAUUCAGUAGAGUGGAUUCAUGGCAGCUUUAAUGUUUGCAUCCCAGUCACAAUUGACCGCUGGAACCAUCAGAACCAAUUGGGGAGUCGAGUCAUGAUGCGGUUCCCGCUUCCCUACCGUGUUGGCGAAGCGUUUAGACCCGGAAAUGGUGAUGAGAAGCUUCUUUGCGAAGCAGGUACUUAUGCAUGGCUUCAAGGACAGUGUCCCGACGUGCCGAUUCCUUACCUAUAUGGAUUUGGAUUGUCGACCGGCGGAAAGUUUACUCAUAUUGACCAACUCCCCAUAUGGAACAGAUACUUCCAGAAGUUGCGCCGGUGGUGGUUUUCUCUACUUGGUUUUGGCAUGCCGUCAAACUACGUACCCAACAACCAAGCCAGCAGUCGUGGUAUUGGUGUCGGGUAUGUAUUGAUAGAGCACGUCGAGGAACCCCAGGGAGCGAUGCUAUCCCAGACAUGGCAGGAGAAUCACUCAAACUCAGAGUUACGUGCAAACUUAUUUCGGGGCCUUUCUAGAAUAUUGCUGAGUGUCAGCCGAAUACCACUCCCAAGAAUCGGCUCUUUCAUCAUCGACAAGAAUGGAUAUUUACGUCUUGAAAACCGACCACUCUCAAUGGAACUCCAGAUGCUGGAGAACGAGGAGGUGCCAACUGAUGUUCCUCGUGAUCUUACUUACUCCACUGUGGAGUCCUAUACAGCCGAUCUGCUUCACAUCCAUGACAGCCGCCUCCAGAAUCAACCAAAUGCGGUAAAUGAUGUACCAGACUGCAGCAUCCAAAUGGCGACCUUAGCGGCCAUGCGGGCUGUGCUGCCUAUAUGCUUUUCCCGAGAAUUUAGCCGUGGUCCCUUUGUCUUUUCCCUGACGGACUUGCAUCAGAGCAAUAUCUUUGUUGACCAGAAUUGGAACAUUACCUGCCUUGUGGACCUUGAGUGGGGUUGUUCUCGACCGAUUGAAAUGAUCGAGCCGCCGUAUUGGUUGACUGGAAAAGCCGUGGACCAAAUUGAUGCAGACGAAUACAAUAUUCCCCGAACAGAAUUUCUAGAGGUACUUGCGACGGAAGAAGCAGCAAUCGCCAACAAGGACAUGCUGCGCUUGUCCGAAGUUCUUGACAAUACGUGGAUGACUGGGACAUUCUGGGUUACUUUGGCACUAUCAAGCCCUUCAGCUUUAUUUACAAUCUUUGCAAAGCAUAUCUACCCACAGUUCUCGUGCGAUGGCAACCCUGCCGACGGAGCCCUGCCUUUUCUUUGGGCAAAGAAUGCACCGCGCUUUGUUCUUCAAAAGGUGACUGAAAAGGAGACGUACGAUCAAAAGCUACGACGUGCCUUUGAGGGUCCGGCCUGA
This is a messenger RNA of Aspergillus mulundensis, 1539 nucleotides long. RefSeq lists its product as uncharacterized. Lineage: Eukaryota; Fungi; Ascomycota; Eurotiomycetes; Eurotiales; Aspergillaceae. The coding region runs from base 1 to 1539 and encodes 512 amino acids. The transcript has 2 exons. The record is from RefSeq and is a predicted model, not a curated record.